This is a messenger RNA of Diutina rugosa, 1041 nucleotides long. RefSeq lists its product as uncharacterized. The transcript has a single exon. Lineage: Eukaryota; Fungi; Ascomycota; Pichiomycetes; Serinales; Debaryomycetaceae. The coding region runs from base 1 to 1041 and encodes 346 amino acids. The record is from RefSeq and is a predicted model, not a curated record.
AUGGCUCUCCCCAUCGAAAUCAUCGUGUGGAUCUUCGAAAUCUACUGCCACACCUACCGCAUACGGUCAAAACACUUGACGUUAUCCAAACUCCUAUACGCGGCGUUGGUGCCGCUAGUGUAUCACCACCCGGUGCUUAAGGCGACAAAUUUCUAUGGCUUUGUUGAUGCCAUCACCAAGAAGCGCCAUUUGGGCCGCCAGGUGAAACAGUUGGACAUGAGUACCGUGGUCCAGCUGGGCAAAAACGCCUUUGUCGCCAAGCUCCUCAAACGGCUGGCGCCGUCGCUCGAGAUGUUCGUCGCCCCCUGUACCUCGUUUGGUUUUGGCCCUCUUCUAGCGUUGAAAAACUGUCUCAACCUUAAGAUCCUCGACCUCUCGUUGGUUCUGGAAAUGCUCGACCUCGGCGAGUUGUUUCGCCUGGUGAGCCGGCUCCAGCAUCUUACCCAUCUUGCAUUCCCGCGGUCGCUGGUGGAAAUCACCGACUACGAGACCAUUUGCUGGCCGCCUCGCCUAGCGCAUCUCCACAUCUCCGGUGGGGUUACCGACGACUUCCUCAUUAAGCUGACGUUCCCGCUGACGAUCACCACCCUCGAGUUCUCCAACUGUCCUCAGAUCCACGACUCUGGGUUUCACGAUAUCUUACUCAAAGUGGGACGAAAUCUCACUUGUUUCCGUAUCCAAUACCCCAUGCCCAAUCUCUCGCUGGGGGCCCUGGAUGUGGUGUUUAACUACGCGCCCUUUCUCAAAGAGCUCGAGGUGCUGGUCGAGUACGUGCUGGGAACGUUUUUCGACGAAGACAACCUCGUGCCGGACCCGCAACGUCCGUUGAGGGUGCUCUACCUCGGGUCGCUGGGCUCGCUCGGAACCACCACCAAACUUGAUCCCAUCGACUUGGCAAUUGCCCUUGAUGAUGGACGAUUACCUAACCUUAAGCAUGUCAUCACUCUGGCCCGGCUAGGCUGGGGUGAAAACACCGAAUCAGUGGCGUAUAUUGCUGAUGACCUCGAUCAAAAGGGCGGUGGCCUUCGUAUGGUCCAUUGA